Molecule: messenger RNA, 1329 nt
Organism: Arabidopsis thaliana (thale cress)
Lineage: Eukaryota; Viridiplantae; Streptophyta; Magnoliopsida; Brassicales; Brassicaceae
Product: Adenine nucleotide alpha hydrolases-like superfamily protein
Exons: 4
Coding region: 1-1185 (394 amino acids)
Molecular function (GO): ubiquitin protein ligase activity
Source: RefSeq, marked reviewed
AUGGAGAGAAAUGAAGUAAGGGAAGGGCCUAUAGCUAUUGCAAUUGACAGAGAUAAAACAACAAGCUGCCAAGCUCUUAAAUGGGCUGUCGAUCAUUAUAUACCUCGAGGCGGGACUGUAAAACUCGUUCAUGUCAUCCAAAGAUCUGCUUUGAAUAUUUCUAAUGGAUCUCACACAGAUGAUGAAUCAUCUGAAAGACAAAGCAAUGAUAAACGGACGACCGCUCAGUUUCUUCCAUUGCGCUGUCUUUGUAUGCGAAGAAAUAUACAAAGCGAAAUAGUUUUGCUGGAAGAUCAAGAUGUAGCGAAAGCCUUGAUCGAAUAUAUUAGCCAGAAUUGUAUUUCCACAUUCAUUCUAGGUGCCUCGUUGAAGAAGAGCAUUACCAGGCUGUUCAAGGCUGAUGACAUUCCAAGUAAUGUGAUGAGAUGGGCUCCAGACUUCUGCACUGUAUUAGUUUUAUCAAAGGGAAGACUUUCAAGUGUACGGGCAGCCACUCGGCCUUUACCUCAAGUCUUGCCAUCUUCUUCUUCAGGGACUGCACCUUUGUCACCACGCAGCAACGGCGAUGAGGCUCCCUCUGAGAUGUCAUUGUCAAGAGAAGACGACGUUUUCCUUGAAGAGUUUUCAUCCGUUGACUCAGAUUCUAGUGUGAACAUUAGUAACAGGUUCAGUACAGACAGUUCGGUUCUCGCCUUCUAUGAGAAACUUGCAGCUCCACCCAUGUUGGAGAUUCCUAGAUUCUCUGUUCUUGAUGAUGAGAAAGCCAAGUUUUCCAUCUAUCUUAAUAGUCUUUCUGAUGAAAAGAAUUGUACAUUAGCUUCCCCAUUAUCACCAGUCGAUGACGCUACGGCUGAGAUGAGAAGGCUGAAGAAAGAGCUCAAGGAAACGAUGAACAUGUACCACGCCGCUUGCAAAGAAGCUCUUAUGGAAAAAGAAAGAGCAGUAGAGCUUGUGAUGUGGAAAAAGAAAGCAGAACUAAGGAUUCAAAUGGCUGAAGAAACAGCAAGAAUGGCUAUCAUGGAGAUGAAGGCGGUGAAAGGGAAAGGGAGUGAUGACAGAAAGAUGGUAUGGGAUACUCUUGGAGAGUCUCAUACUGUGGUUAAACAUGAGAGCUUGCUCCAUAUUUUAGUUGUGCUUUUCUUGUUUUAUAUUUAUUUCACACUAAGAAAACUCUAUUUCAUGUGAAUAGAGUUGAGUGAUGAAGUCUCUCAUCUGGUCCAAGAGAAGUUGCUCAUUGAUUCUCUUGUAUAGAUUAAUCAUAUUUCCUUUGUUUUCUUCUUCACGAUGUCACUCUUGCAAGCAAAAUCUUGCCUAAAAAAUAUCUCUAUU